CUCGAAUCUUGCCUACUUAUUCACCACGGCCAGACGUAAUUACCUUAUACAAUUUAACAACAAACAUUGUGAGCAAAAGGAAUAAACGCUGGAUGACAUAUGAACAAAUCAUUUUACAGACAGUACAGGGAUGCCCCAGCAAGCUAUCCGAUUGGUCAAAAGUAUGCUGUUUUUCUAUCCAAUAGAAAAACAAAUUGUGUAUCCUUUAUUUGCAUAAACCACGCCCCUCCCGCCCUUAGUGAACCUGUACUACUCUUAUCCAAUCAAAAGUGAGACCUCUUGAUUGUUCAUUUGCGUUGAACGACUAUAAAUAUAUGGGUUCUGAACUCUUCACACUACUAGUUCUAGUUGUGGAGAAGGCGAUUUAACGUUUACUACAGCUCUUCGGAAGAACUAUGCCAGAGCCAUCUAAAUCUGCUCCGGCCCCUAAAAAGGGUUCUAAGAAGACCAUCACUAAGGCGCAGAAGAAAGACGGGAAGAAACGCAAGCGUAGUCGUAAAGAGAGCUACUCCAUCUACGUAUACAAAGUUUUGAAGCAGGUCCACCCAGACACCGGCAUCUCAUCCAAGGCCAUGGGUAUCAUGAACUCGUUCGUCAAUGACAUCUUUGAGCGCAUCGCGGGUGAGGCGUCGCGCUUGGCGCAUUACAACAAGCGCUCCACGAUCACAUCUAGGGAGAUCCAGACGGCUGUGCGCCUACUGCUCCCUGGGGAGCUGGCCAAGCAUGCUGUUUCCGAGGGCACUAAGGCCGUUACCAAGUACACCAGCUCCAAGUGUUUUUUUCUGUGGUGCUGAUAGUUGAAGCAGUUUUGGAGCCAGAGCCCCAAGCGACUUGGAAGGUUUAUCGGCUUUAAAACACAUGAGUUACUGUGUCGCAUUACCCAAAAAAACCUCAUCUUUUCCCCAAGGAUUAAACUUCCAGAUGCUUAUUAAGCUGUUGGAAGUGUUCACUCCUUUCUACAAAGCCUCCUGAAAUUUCUAAUGGUGAUGGGAAUGUCCCUCCUUGGUAAGGAAGCGGUUAGGGGAUUUCAGAGUAGAGA
This is a messenger RNA of Orcinus orca (killer whale), 1039 nucleotides long. Its product is annotated as histone H2B type 1-B-like. Gene Ontology annotation, cellular component: nucleosome. The record is from RefSeq and is a predicted model, not a curated record. The transcript is spliced from 2 exons. NCBI's taxonomy places the organism in Eukaryota, Metazoa, Chordata, Mammalia, Artiodactyla, Delphinidae. Gene Ontology annotation, molecular function: DNA binding; structural constituent of chromatin; protein heterodimerization activity. The coding region runs from base 396 to 794 and encodes 132 amino acids.